Messenger RNA from Tripterygium wilfordii, 698 nucleotides. Its product is annotated as transcription initiation factor IIB-like. The transcript is spliced from 2 exons. Gene Ontology annotation, biological process: DNA-templated transcription initiation; transcription preinitiation complex assembly. NCBI's taxonomy places the organism in Eukaryota, Viridiplantae, Streptophyta, Magnoliopsida, Celastrales, Celastraceae. Gene Ontology annotation, molecular function: TBP-class protein binding. The record is from RefSeq and is a predicted model, not a curated record. Gene Ontology annotation, cellular component: nucleus; transcription preinitiation complex. Bases 36 to 698 code for a protein of 220 amino acids.
ACCCUAGGCGGCCUCCAAUCAGCCCAGAAACGAUCAUGGAUUUCAGUUACUGUCCAAACUGCAAGAGAAACACCGAGACGGUGAGUGAUUACGCUGUUGGGGACACAAUCUGCUGCGAGUGUGGAUGGAUUCUGGAAUCCUCCAUGUACGUUGAUGAACAACACGUAUCUCGCGAUCGCCGUGAAAAUUGGGAAACCAAGUACGUCAGAGAUUGUCAAGACCAACCCUAUGUCGAUGAAAAUGUUUCAUUAUACUUUUGUGAUGGGUCCGGUGCCGGUGCCGGUGCCUCUGAUGGGUCCUUGGCUUCGUCCCUCCGCGAAUUGAGUAUGUACGAUUCGGAGAUUUCGUCACUCGCUGCAGGGGACGACGUCGUGACGCGGGUCUGUUUUCGACUCGGCAUGGAGAGUGAAGCCAUUAAUGUUGUUCGAGAAGCUGUAUCUAUUUGUAAAGAGCUUCGUAUUGAUCAGGGGAACUCCAGGCCAGUCCUGGCAGCGAUUCUUUACAUGAUCGCCCAGAUUUCAGAUGAUCAAAAGUCUCUUCUAGAUAUAUCAAUGGCAACUGGAGUUGGUGAAGAGGAAAUCAAGAAGUCAUACAAGGAUAUAUAUCCGUUUGCAUCAAGGAUAAUACCCUAUUGGUAUGCCAAUGAGGAGCAGAAAUGCAGAAUGCACUUUGCCAACCUUGAGAUUGCUCCACCAUAA